GAGAGAGGGUCGUAAGGAGACUCGGGGCUAGGGUCGCGGAGGGAGUCGGGGAGUCUCAGGUUCUUGGUAGCGUGUGGUAAUUGAGCGGGGUUUGCUUGUCCUGCCGGGGGCUUCCGGGACAGGGCUGGCUUCUAGGGGUUUUGUAUUUGUUUUUCAAAGGGGAGAAGGUGUAAGGAGGGAAGAGAAUGACAGAAUACUGACUGGAACGCUAAUUGGAGAUUUUCAAAUGGGAAGAGCAGAAUAAUUCCAUAUUCUUCUUCCUUCAAUUGCUCCAUUAGGCAGGCUGACUUCUAUUUUGAAUUCUCAACUUUGAAAUCAGCCAGUGUGUUUGGCAGAUAUUGAUCUAAUUUAGGGGUUAGAGUUUGAGUCAAUUUAAAUGCAUUUUACUUAGGGCCCACAAUACAACCACUGUUUACGAUGGAACUUCUGCUGAAAACCUGUGUACUUAGAAGAAAUGCAUGUACUGCGGUUUGCUUCUGGAGAAGCCAUGCUGUACAAAAGCCUUCAGUUAAAAAGAUUAGUACUACCUCUCCAAGGAGCACCGUCAUGCCCGCUUGGGUGAUAGAUAAAUACGGAAAGAACGAGGUGCUUCGAUUUACCCAGAACAUGAUGAUACCUGUCAUACAUUAUCCAAAUGAAGUUAUUAUCAAAGUUCACGCCGCGAGUGUAAAUCCUAUAGAUGUUAAUAUGAGAAGUGGUUAUGGAGCUACGGCUUUAAAUAUGAAACGUGAUCCUCUACAUAUUAAAACCAAAGGAGAAGAAUUUCCCCUGACUCUGGGCCGGGACGUCUCUGGGGUGGUGAUGGAAUGUGGACUUGAUGUGAGGUACUUCAAGCCUGGAGAUGAGGUCUGGGCUGCAGUUCCUCCCUGGAAACAAGGCACUCUGUCAGAGUUCGUUGUAGUCAGUGGGAAUGAGGUCUCUCUGAAGCCCAAAUCACUCACUCAUACUCAAGCUGCCUCUUUGCCGUAUGUGGCUCUCACAGCCUGGUCUGCCAUACACAAGGUUGGUGGCCUGAAUGACAAGAAUUGCACAGGAAAACGUGUUUUAAUCUUGGGUGCUUCAGGUGGAGUUGGUACUUUUGCUAUACAGGUAAUGAAAGCAUGGGCUGCUCAUGUGACAGCAGUUUGCUCUCAGGAUGCGAGUGAACUUGUAAGGAAGCUCGGCGCAGAUGACGUAAUUGAUUACAGAUCUGGAAAUAUGGAAGAGCAGUUGAAAUCUUUAAAACCGUUUGAUUUCAUUCUUGAUAAUGUUGGUGGAUCCACUGAAACGUGGGCUCUAAAUUUUCUCAAGAAAUGGUCAGGAGCCACAUAUGUGACUUUGGUGACUCCUUUUCUCCUGAACAUGGACCGAUUGGGCAUAGCAGACGGCAUGUUGCAGACAGGAGUCACCGUGGGUUCUAAGACGUUAAAGCAUUUUUGGCAAGGAGUCCAUUAUCGCUGGGCUUUUUUCAUGGCCAGCGGUCUAUAUCUAGAUGACAUCGCAAAACUGGUGGACGAGGGAAAGAUUCAGCCAGUUAUUGAAAAAACCUUCCCUUUCUCUAAAGUUCCAGAAGCCUUCCUGAAGGUAGAAAGAGGACAUGCGAGAGGAAAGACUGUAAUUAAUGUCAUUUAAAUAAACUCUCAGUUUGGUGA
This is a messenger RNA of Leopardus geoffroyi (Geoffroy's cat), 1631 nucleotides long. RefSeq names its product reticulon 4 interacting protein 1 (gene RTN4IP1). Lineage: Eukaryota; Metazoa; Chordata; Mammalia; Carnivora; Felidae. Gene Ontology annotation, cellular component: mitochondrion. The record is from RefSeq and is a predicted model, not a curated record. The coding region runs from base 418 to 1611 and encodes 397 amino acids. Gene Ontology annotation, molecular function: zinc ion binding; oxidoreductase activity. The transcript is spliced from 9 exons.